Molecule: messenger RNA, 1833 nt
Organism: Neomonachus schauinslandi (Hawaiian monk seal)
Lineage: Eukaryota; Metazoa; Chordata; Mammalia; Carnivora; Phocidae
Gene: CPNE5
Product: copine 5
Exons: 22
Coding region: 1-1833 (610 amino acids)
Biological process (GO): cellular response to calcium ion
Cellular component (GO): plasma membrane
Molecular function (GO): calcium-dependent phospholipid binding
Source: RefSeq, a predicted model, not a curated record
AUGGAGCAGCCCGAGGACAUGGCGUCGCUGAGCGAGUUCGACUCCUUGGCGGGCAGCAUCCCGGCCACCAAGGUGGAGAUCACCGUGUCCUGCAGGAACCUUUUGGACAAAGACAUGUUUUCCAAGUCCGACCCACUAUGUGUCAUGUAUACUCAAGGGAUGGAGAACAAGCAGUGGCGGGAGUUCGGACGCACCGAAGUCAUUGACAACACACUCAAUCCCGACUUUGUGCGCAAAUUCAUUGUGGAUUACUUCUUUGAGGAGAAGCAGAACCUCCGUUUUGACCUAUACGACGUUGAUUCGAAGAGCCCUGAUUUAUCCAAACACGAUUUCCUGGGCCAGGCCUUCUGCACCCUCGGAGAGAUCGUGGGGUCCCCUGGGAGCCGCCUGGAGAAGCCCCUCACGAUAGGAGCAUUCAGCCUGAAUUCCAGGACAGGCAAACCCAUGCCAGCGGUAUCCAAUGGAAGUGGUCUUUGGAUGGAAAGUUUGAGAACCACUGGUCUGGAAGCCUCCGGUGGUGUCCCAGGGAAGAAAUGUGGCACCAUCAUCCUGUCCGCCGAGGAGCUGAGCAACUGUAGGGAUGUAGCCACAAUGCAGUUCUGUGCCAACAAGCUGGACAAAAAGGAUUUCUUUGGGAAGUCCGACCCCUUCUUGGUGUUCUACAGAAGCAAUGAGGAUGGAACGUUCACCAUCUGCCACAAGACCGAGGUCAUGAAGAACACCCUAAACCCAGUCUGGCAAACCUUCUCCAUUCCUGUGAGAGCGCUCUGCAAUGGGGACUAUGACCGGACCAUCAAGGUGGAGGUGUAUGACUGGGAUCGGGAUGGCAGCCACGACUUCAUUGGAGAAUUCACCACCAGCUACCGGGAGCUGGCCCGCGGGCAGAGCCAGUUCAACAUCUACGAGGUGGUAAACCCGAAAAAGAAAAUGAAGAAAAAGAAAUACGUGAAUUCUGGCACCGUCACGCUGCUUUCCUUUGCUGUGGAGUCCGAGUGCACAUUUCUUGACUACAUCAAAGGAGGGACCCAGAUCAACUUCACAGUGGCCAUCGAUUUCACAGCCUCCAAUGGGAACCCGUCGCAGUCCACGUCCCUGCACUACAUGAGCCCCUACCAGCUGAAUGCCUAUGCGCUGGCGCUGACUGCCGUCGGGGAGAUCAUCCAGCACUACGACAGUGACAAGAUGUUUCCCGCCCUAGGCUUCGGGGCCAAGCUGCCCCCUGACGGAAGGGUGUCCCACGAGUUCCCGCUGAAUGGCAACCAGGAGAACCCCUCCUGCUGUGGCAUCGACGGCAUCCUGGAAGCCUACCACCACAGCCUGCGCACUGUGCAGCUCUACGGCCCCACCAACUUCGCCCCUGUGGUCACCCAUGUGGCCAGGACUGCGGCCGCAGUGCAGGACGGCUCCCAGUACUCGGUGCUGCUCAUCAUCACGGACGGGGUCAUCUCAGACAUGGCGCAGACCAAGGAGGCUAUCGUCAAUGCUGCCAAACUCCCCAUGUCCAUCAUCAUCAUCGGCGUGGGCCAGGCGGAGUUCGACGCCAUGGUGGAGCUGGAUGGUGAUGACGUGCGGAUCUCCUCACGGGGGAAGCUGGCAGAGCGGGACAUUGUCCAGUUUGUGCCCUUCAGGGACUACGUGGACCGCACGGGCAACCACGUGCUGAGCAUGGCACGCCUGGCCCGCGAUGUGCUAGCCGAGAUCCCUGACCAGCUGGUGUCCUACAUGAAGGCACAGGGCAUCCGCCCGCGCCCCCCGCCUGCGGCCCCGGAGCCCUCACCCCCACGGUCCCCAGCCCGCACCCCCCCUGCCUCCCCCCUGCACACACACAUCUGA